This is a messenger RNA of Rotaria sordida, 546 nucleotides long. Lineage: Eukaryota; Metazoa; Rotifera; Eurotatoria; Philodinida; Philodinidae. The record is from the annotation of a GenBank genome assembly.
AUGAGUGCAUGGAUCACUAAUUGGGAAUAUGUUCCUCAAAGUGAUUUUUCUACUUUUAUACUUGCACGUACAGCACCUCUAAGUUAUGGUGAAUGUAAUUGUGGAUUAUCAUUUAAAUGUACUCAGUCAUCAGGAGAUAUGAUGAGUGGUUGUUAUCCACUUGAAUCUAUUCUUCAAACAAAACUUUACUGUUUUUAUGAUCAAAAUUGUAUUGAUUCAAAUGGAAAUUUUACAAGUUUAAAUAUGUCAACGUUGGAAAAAAGUCAAUUUAAUUUAGAUUCAACAAUUGAAUCAAUUUUAAAUAAUUUAAUGAUUGAAGAAUAUAAAACUAAUUUAUCAUAUGAAAAUUAUUUUAAUCAAUGUCAACCAUUAUUAUGUUCAUAUUCUUAUAUUAAAACUCAUGAUUUAACUCAAACAAUAAUAUCUCUCAUUUCUCUUUAUGGUGGAUUAGUUAUUAUAACUCGUUGUUUAACAAUUAUUUUUGUUAAAAUUUAUCAACAUGAAAAAAACCGAAUUAAUCCCGAAGCUCUUCAACAAAAUAUUUAA